Molecule: messenger RNA, 561 nt
Organism: Myxocyprinus asiaticus (Chinese sucker)
Lineage: Eukaryota; Metazoa; Chordata; Actinopteri; Cypriniformes; Catostomidae
Product: scinderin-like
Exons: 5
Coding region: 88-561 (157 amino acids)
Biological process (GO): barbed-end actin filament capping; actin polymerization or depolymerization; actin filament severing
Cellular component (GO): cytoplasm; actin cytoskeleton
Molecular function (GO): actin filament binding; phosphatidylinositol-4,5-bisphosphate binding
Source: RefSeq, a predicted model, not a curated record
AGCGUGCUGGUCUCCAGAUCUUGAGGAUUGAGAACAUGGAACUGGUUUCUGUGCCUGACAACUUGCAUGGGAACCUCUAUGUAGGUGAUGCCUACCUGGUGCUCAACACUGUCAAACAGAAGAACUCACAUUUCUAUGACUGGCAUUACUGGUUGUACAGGAGGUAUGGCAUCAGGAUUUCAUCAUGUGGUCACCAAUGAUCUUACUGCCCAGCGACUCUUCCACAUCAAAGGCAGAUGGACUGUCCAGGCCACAGAAGUGUCUUUUGCCUGGGCCAGCUUCAACAAGGGCUACUGCUUCAUAGUAGAUAUGGGCGUGUUUAAACGCCUCAAGGCUGCCCAUGUGGCUGCUGGCAUUCAAGACAAUGAGAGGAAUGGGAGGGCCCAACUUGUGGUCGUAGAGGAAGGACACGAGCCUGCUGAGAUGAAGAAGAUUGAAGAGGUACCUGGUGAGUUUAACCAAGAUGACCUGGCAGAGGAUGAAGUCAUGUUACUGGAUGUCUGGGAUCAGGAUGGUGUUUCCCAUAUCAGUGUGCUGAUGACCUCUAAUCUAAUCUCUUAA